AUGCUGAUCAAUCAAUGCUUGCGCCUCCAGUUUCGCGCAAGAAUUGCUUCUUGUCGAGGCUCCCACUGCUCCCUCAUUUUUCCCACUCGAAGAACCUUCAGCAGUGAUGCAGCUGCAGGGCACGACGAUGCAAUUAGACCAGCUCCUACCGUGGCCAUCAUCGGCUCCGGUCCAGCAGGCUUCUACACCGCGCAAAAGUUGCUACGGGAAAUCCGAGGGACGAGGAUAGACAUGUACGAACAGCUUCCGGUACCUUUUGGGCUCGUCAGGUUCGGGGUCGCUCCAGAUCAUCCAGAGAACGUCCAAGACACCUUCCAAGCCAUCGCCGCGUCCCCUGACUUCACCUUCAUCGGAAACAUCAAUCUGGGCCACGACCUCCCCCUCCGACUUCUCGCCAGACACUACGACGCGAUAGUCUUCGCCUACGGGGCAUCGAAAGACCGCAGAAUUGGCCUGGAAGGGGAAGAUAAGCCUCACAUCUACUCGGCUCGCGCCUUUGUGGGCUGGUACAAUGGCCUGCCCGAGUACCGAACUUUGAACCCUGACUUGACGGCGGGGGACACAGCGGUGGUGGUUGGGCAAGGAAACGUGGCGUUGGACGUUGCCAGAACACUGCUGAGUAGAAUCGACGUGCUGAGAAAGACAGACAUCACAGAAUACGCAUUAGACGCGCUUUCCGCCAGCACGAUCAAGCAUGUCCACGUCGUGGGUCGACGGGGUCCGAUGCAGGCGGCAUUCACAAUCAAAGAAGUGCGGGAGCUUCUACACCUCGAAGACGUCAAUUUUCGCCCUAUACCAGAUCAUCUGUUCCCGCCGGACCUGUCCAAACUGCCCCGCCCGAAAAGACGACUAAUGGAACUUUUGCAAAAGGGAAGUCCGGUAAAGGAAAGCGCCACAAAGUCAUGGUCGCUGGAUUUCUUGCUCGCACCACACUCGCUCAAAUGGUCCGACUCAGACCCGGAGUCACUGGAAGGGGUGGUCUUCUCAAAGACUCGACUCGAAGAUCCCGCAGAUCCAGAGUCCAAAGUCAGCACGACGGACGAAACACAGCUGAUGCCCACAUCGACGCUGUUCCGCUCGAUAGGAUACAAGGCCGAAGCGAUCCCGGGCAUGGCAGAGUUGGGCGUCGACUUUGACGAGCGCAAGGGAACGAUUCGGCACGACGGGUUGGGAAGAGCAGUAGUCGUGCCUUUGGACCUCCAGAAGAAGGCCGACGGCGAGACAUCAUCGGGAUCAGGACAAGAACAAGGAGAAGAGGAAGGCGGAGGAGUGAGUAUUUACUGCUCCGGCUGGGUCAAGCGCGGCCCGACCGGCGUGAUCGCCAGCACCAUGACCGACGCGUUCCAGACCGCCGAAGCCAUUGUGGCGGACUGGAAGAGAAAGGCGGCCCAGAAUCGGACAAGACCGGAAGAGAAUCGAGACGGCUGGAAGGGCGUCCAGGCCGACGCCGUCUCGUCUGGGUUAUCCCUUAGACCGGUCCACUGGGACAGCUGGCAGAGAAUCGACCAGGUGGAGAAGAAGAUUGGCAUGCAGAGGGGCAAGCCGCGAGAGAAGUUUGGGAGCGUCAAAGAUAUGCUGGAGGUGAGCGGCAACUGA
Fonsecaea multimorphosa CBS 102226 is the source of this 1596-nucleotide messenger RNA. RefSeq lists its product as uncharacterized. The coding region runs from base 1 to 1596 and encodes 531 amino acids. The transcript is spliced from 2 exons. NCBI's taxonomy places the organism in Eukaryota, Fungi, Ascomycota, Eurotiomycetes, Chaetothyriales, Herpotrichiellaceae. Gene Ontology annotation, biological process: ubiquinone biosynthetic process. Gene Ontology annotation, cellular component: mitochondrion. The record is from RefSeq and is a predicted model, not a curated record.